Bombina bombina (fire-bellied toad) is the source of this 7600-nucleotide messenger RNA. RefSeq lists its product as uncharacterized. Gene Ontology annotation, cellular component: nucleus. The transcript is spliced from 11 exons. The coding region runs from base 100 to 6054 and encodes 1984 amino acids. Gene Ontology annotation, biological process: regulation of transcription by RNA polymerase II. The record is from RefSeq and is a predicted model, not a curated record. Lineage: Eukaryota; Metazoa; Chordata; Amphibia; Anura; Bombinatoridae. Gene Ontology annotation, molecular function: DNA-binding transcription factor activity, RNA polymerase II-specific; RNA polymerase II cis-regulatory region sequence-specific DNA binding.
AGACACGGCCCGAGCACUGAGAGAUAUCAGGUAUUGAUGUAACUGGAGUGAAUAAGGGAACCUUCUUCCUGAGCACAGACAUUGGAGCCUGUUAUCAGCAUGAACUCAUAUGUGUUAGACAAACACGUCAAUAGUUCAUAUCUAUCCUUCACCACAGUCUUAGACACCAAUGACUACUCACAAACAUUGGGGAUAUCACAGCAGAUAUUUAAAGAAGAUGGUGAAUUGGCAGGAACUGGGCAGCAAUCACUAUGUACAGAGAGUAAUUUAGUCAUCAAACAAGAGGACAACAUUUAUGCCUUAUCUAGUGAAUUUAUUAUCCCUGAGGAUAAACCACACACAUUUACUGAGUUUUCAAAACAUAUUAGAGAAGGGACAAGUCUACAGUAUAGCCAAAUGAUUCAUACACAGGAGAAACCUUUUCAAUGUACAGAGUGUGAGAAAAGCUUUAGAUGGAAUUAUCAUCUACGAGAACACAACAAAAUUCACACAGGUGAGAAACCAUACACAUGUACUGAGUGUGGCAAAUGUUUUACACAAAUGAAUCAUCUGAAAACUCAUGAAAGGAGUCACACAGGAGAAAAACCUUUCACAUGUACUGAGUGUGGAAAACGUUUUAUAUACAUGAGUCAUCUGAAAACUCAUGAAAGGAUUCACACAGGAGAAAAGUCUUUCACAUGUACUGAGUGUGGAAAACGUUUUAUAUACAUGAGUCAUCUGAAAACUCAUAAAAGGAGUCACACAGGAGAAAAGCCUUUCACGUGUACUGAGUGUGGAAAAAGUUUUAUAUACAUGAGUCAUCUGAAAACUCAUGAAAGGAUUCACACAGGAGAAAAGCUUUUCACAUGUACUGAGUGUGGAAAAAGUUUUACACAAAAGAAUAAUCUGAAAUAUCAUAAAAUGAUUCACACAGGAGAAAAGCCUUUCACAUGUACAGAUUGUGGAACCAGUUUUACACAUAAGAGUGAUCUGAAAAAGCAUGAAAGGAUUCACACAAGAGAAAAGCUUUUUUCAUGUACUGAGUGUGGAAAAAGUUUUACACAAAUAAGUAGUCUGAAAAAUCAUGAAAGGAUUCACACAGAAGAAAAGCCUUUCACAUGUACAGAGUGUGGAAAAAGUUUUACAGAAAAGAGUCAUCUGAAAACUCACGAAAGGAUUCACACAGGGGAAAAGCCUUUCACGUGUACAGAGUGUGGAAAAAGUUUUAUACAAAUGAGUAAUCUGAAAAAGCAUGAAAUGAUUCACAAGGGAAGAAACCUUUCACAUGUUCAAUCAGCUGAUAUUCAAAAUCAUGCUGAUAAUCUUCAAUACCUUAAUGACAAGCUUGAGGACCUUGAUAAUAGGGGACGCAGGAAUAAUCUGCGUUUUCGCGGUGUGUCAGAAACUGUUACACCACAGAAUAUUGAGGGAUAUUUACAAGCUCUGUUCAGGAUAAUUAAAGACUCCCCAACAGCUCCUGAAAUUCCUAUUGAAAGGGCCCAUAGGGCUCUUAGGCCUAAACCACCAAGCAAAGCUCCUCCUAGAGACAUUAUUGUCAGGUUCCUUAGCUUCAAAGAUAAGGAGGAGAUUCUACAAGGUGCAAGAAGAAAACAUCCCAUCAUGCAUGCAGGAGAAGAAGUACAAGUAUUUACGGACUUAUCCCCACUGACCCUGCAAAAACGCUCCUAUGACAGAAGAAGCUCAGCUGAGAAGAGCAGAAUCCCCUGCUCGCCCACUGAGAAACCGACCCAUGGAGUAAACCCUUGGGACAAACACGUUAAUAGUUCAUAUCUGUCCUUCACUACAGUCUUAGACACCAAUGACUGUUCACAAACAUUGGGGAUAUCACAGCAAAUAUUUAAAGGAGAUGGUGAAUUGGCAGGAACUGGACAGCAAUCACUAUGUACAGAGAGUAAUUUAGUCAUCAAACAAGAGGACGACAUUUAUGCCUUAUCUAGUGAAAUUAUUAUCCCUGAGGAUAAACCACACACAUUUGCUGAGUUUUCAAAACAUAUUAAAGAAGGGAAAAGUCUACAGUCUAGCCAAAUUAUUCAUACAAAGGAGAAACAUUUUCAAUGUACAGAGUGUGAGAAAAGCUUUAGAUGGAAGUCUCCUUUACUUGAACACCACAAAAUUCACACAGGGGAGAAACCACACACAUGUACUGAGUGCGGCAAAUGUUUUACACAAAUGGAUAAUCUGAAAACUCAUAAAAAGAUUCACACAGGGGAAAAGCCUUUCACAUGUACAGAGUGUGGAAAAGGUUUUACACAAAAGAGUGAUCUGAAAAAGCAUGAAAGGAGUCACACAGGAGAAAAGCCUUUCACAUGUACAGAGUGUGGAAAAAGUUUUACAGAUAAGAGUGAUCUGAAAAAGCAUGAAAGGAUUCACACAAGAGAAAAGCUUUUUAAAUGUACAGAGUGUGGAAAACGUUUUACACAAAUAAGUACUCUGAAAACUCAUGAAAGGAUUCACACAGGGGAAAAGCCUUUCACAUGCACAGAGUGUGGGAAAAGUUUUACACAAAAGAGUCAUCUGAAAACUCAUGAAAGGAUUCACACAGGAGAAAAGCUUUUCACAUGUACAGAGUGUGGGAAAAGUUUUAUGCACAUGAGUCAUCUGAAAUAUCAUGAAAGGAGUCACACAGGAGAAAAGCCGUUCACAUGUAGAGAGUGUGGAAAAAGUUUUACACAAAAGAGUCAUCUGAAAUAUCAUAAAAUGAUUCACACAGGAGAAAAGCCUUUCACAUGUACAGAGUGUGGAAAAAGUUUUACACAAAAGAGUAGUCUGAAAAUGCAUGAAAUAAUUCACACAGGAGAAAAGUCUUUCACAUGUACAGAGUGUGGAAAAAGUUUUACACAAAUGAGUAAUCUGAAAUAUCAUGAAAUGAUUCACACAGAAGAAAAGCCGUUCACAUGUACAGAGUGUGGGAAAAGUUUUACACAAAAGAGUGAUCUGAAAAAGCAUGAAAGGAUUCACACAGGAGAAAAGCCUUUCACAUGUACAGAGUGUGGAAAAAGUUUUAUGCACAUGAGUCAUCUGAAAACUCAUGAAAGGAUUCACACAGGAGAAAAGCCUUUCACAUGCACAGAGUGUGGAAAAAGUUUUACACAAAAGAGUGAUCUGAAAAAGCAUGAAAGGAGUCACACAGGAGAAAAGCCUUUCACUUGUACAGAGUGUGGGAAAAGUUUUACACGAAUGGGUAAUCUGAAAACUCAUGAAAGGAUUCACACAGGAGAAAAGCUUUUCACAUGUACAGAGUGUGGAACAAGUUUUACAAAAAUAAUUAAUCUGAAAACUCAUGAAAGGAUUCACAAGGGAAGAAACCUGUCAUGUUUAGAAAGUGGAAAAAAGUUUUUUUUAUUGAAAUCAGGUAUCACAAGCAUCUUAAAAUACACUUGGUCACUGUUUGGGAAUAUGCCAGGGCGCAAACCUAAUAAAGCUGAGAGCACUCCACGAUCUAGAAUGUUACAACAAUACCUCAAACCCAUAGAACCACCCCUGGAGGUCAUACUAACAGCACCAGAUGCAGACAAGCAGCAAGAUGAUCAUACAGAAAACAUAACACAAAAUACUAGCACUACAGGCCUCACAAAAGAAGACCUCCUGCCACAUUGUCUAGCCUUAGUAGAAGACUCCACUAUAUUACCAACCACAUGGUCGGAUCAUGCGCCUGUGCGCUGCACGAUCAACUGGCCAAACGUGCCUAUCAGACCGUUUUUCUGGAGGUUGGAUGAUCACAUGUUGGAUAACCCACUGAUAGCUACCGAAAUAGACACAGCAAUAGGACAUUACUUUAGAGAAAAUGCAAACGGGGAUACAACUCCUUUGACACUCUGGGAGGCACACAAAUGUGUAGUACAGGGUGAACUGAUAAGACACAAAGCCAGAGAAACCAAAAACAACAGGCAAUAUGUAAAUUCCAUCACAUCACAAAUUAGAUAUUGGGAAUCGGAACUCAAGAAGCAACCUGACUCGGUUACUAUAUUAGGCAAAUUGACAACGGCCAAAACAGAUCUUAACAACCACAUGAUAAAAGGGUACCAAAGGCGAACGGAUAAGUUGCAACGAAAGUACUUCGAUGUUAAUAAUAAAACAGGCACAUACUUGGCGAGAGCCCUCAAGAGGAAACAGCUAGACACUCACGUCCACACAUUGACAGAUACCACAGGGAAUGCACAUGAAGAUAGCAUACAAAUAGCUGAUACUUUUAGAAGGUACUAUGAAUCGCUGUAUAACAUUCAGACGGAUAGCAAGCUAGAAGACAUAGAAUUUUUUUUAGCAGGCACACAAGUCAAUGAACUAAGCCAGGAAGAUUCGGAAAAACUAGACGCACAAAUUACUCCAGAAGAGAUCAAAGCAGCCAUCACAAAAAUGCUGAAUGGUAAAAAUCCAGGGCCGGAUGGAAUCAGUAUAAAAUACUACAAAGCUUAUAUACACCACAUGCUGACUCCACUGAUGGCACUGUUUAACUCACUGCUUAGAGAAGGGGGGUUUACAGAUAAUAUGCUAGAAGCCCAUAUUACGGUCUUUCCCAAACCGGGGAAACCUUUAGACAGGUCCAUGAGAGGCUGGAGGUCUCUCAAACCGGGUGUGCUGCCCUGCUGCCGGGCAGAUGGUAUUUCAGGGACUUUGGAGACUGUGGCUCGGGUUUUAAUUUUUUCUAUUAUCGGCUUAGACCCUCUUGGACAGCCCAAAAGGAAAUUUAAGGAAUCAGUGAAUAGGGUUGCUGAUUCAGUUGUGUCUGUUCCGAAGGUUCCCUCUCAGAAGUCUGAGGAGGAUGAUUCUUCGGUUGCAUCUGAGGCUGAAAUUUCAGAUUCAGAUAGUGUUACUCUUUCUUCUGAUGCUGAGUUUAUGCCUUAUCUAGUGAAAUUAUUAUCCCUGAGGAUAAACCACACACAGGUUUCAAAACUUAUUAAAGACGGGAAAAGUCUACAGUCUAGCCAAAUUAUUCAUUCAAAGGAGAAACCUUUCAAAUGUACAGAAUGUGAGAAAAGCUUUAGAUGGAAGUCUCCUCUAUUAGAACACUACAAACUUCACGCAGGUGAGAAACCACACACAUGUACUGAGUGUGUCAAAUGUUUUACAAGAAUGAAUCAUCUGAAAACUGAUAAAAAGAUUCACACAGGAGAAAAGCCUUUCAUAUGUACAGAGUGUGGAAAAAGUUUUACACAAAAGAGUGAUCUGAAAAAGCAUGAAAGGAGUCACACAGGAGAAAAGCCUUUCACAUGUACAGAGUGUGGGAAAAGUUUUAUACAAAAGAGUCAUCUGAAAUCUCAUGAAAGGAUUCACACAGGGGAAAAGCCUUUCACAUGUACAGAGUGUGGAAAAUGUUUUAUGCACAUGGGUGAUCUGAAAUCUCAUGAAAGGAUUCACACAGGAGAAAAGCCUUUCAAAUGUACAGAGUGUGGGAAACGUUUUACACAAAUGAGUCAUCUGAAAUAUCAUGAAGGGAUUCACACAGGAGAAAAGCCUUUCAAAUGUACAGAGUGUGGAAAAUGUUUUAUGCACAUUAGUGAUCUGAAAUCUCAUGAAAGGAUUCACACAGGAGAAAAGCCUUUCACAUGUACAGAGUGUGGGAAAAGUUUUACACAAAUAAAUAGUCUGAAAACUCAUGAAAGGAUUCACACAGGAGAAAAGCCUUUCACAUGUACAGAGUGUGGGAAAAGUUUUACACAAAAGAGUGAUCUGAAAAAGCAUGAAAUGAGUCACACAGGAGAAAAGCCUUUCACAUGUACAGAGUGUGGAAAAAGUUUUAUACAAAAGAGUGAUCUGAAAAAGCAUGAAAGGAUUCACACAGGAGAAAAGACUCUCACAUGUACAGAGUGUGGGAAAAGUUUUAUGCACAUGAGUCAUCUGAUAUAUCAUGAAAGGAGUCACACAGGAGAAAAGCCUUUCACAUGUACAGAGUGUGGGAAAAGUUUUACACAAAAAAGUGAUCUGAAAAAGCAUGAAAUGAUUCACACAGGGGAAAAGCCUUUCACAUGUACAGAGUGUGGGAAAAGUUUUACACAAAUGGGUAAUCUGAAAAAGCAUGAAAGGAUUCACAAGGGAAGAAACCUUUCACAUGUUUAGAAAGUGGAAAAAUGUUUAUUAUUGAAAUCAGGUAUCACAAAACACCAAAUAUUUACACACAAAUAAAAUUUAUAUACAUAGUGUGCAAACCUUUUUACAAUUAUCGUAAAGAAGACAAACUCUCUAAAUAGAAGCAUCAAAAAGGAUGAUAUUGUAAAUAAUACUUUCUAAAUCCCAGUUAUAAAAGCCCCAGAUUGAAAGUGCUCUCCUGCUGCCCUUUGUUCCUCUAUAUAUGUGCACCUAAGUUUCUCUUAUAUCAAUGCAAUAGAAUCCAAAUACCACACAGGAAUAUACAGAUCUGUCCUCAUACUGACCAGUUUACACAACCAUUCACCACCAAAGCACCCCCAGUGUUGUUUAUUAAUAUGCCAGUGUUAGGAGUUGUACGUUUGAUUUACAUAGGAGAUGAAAUAAUUAUAUUUACAGAAUAAAGGAGUCUUUAUAUGAAUAGAGUGUUAGAGAAUUAUAUAAACAAGAACAUCAGUCUCAAAUGAUUGACAUCUGGGAGAUAUAUUUAAUGUGCACAUCAUGUGGAUAAACCUUUUCUUAUAGCAAUAGAUGCUUAGCAUUGUACAUGUUAUAUACCAGAGGAAUUACUGAGGGGAAACUGAUUUUAUUUCAUGAGACACAAUAUCAGUAACUGGUACAUACGUGAUCAUAAUCAGUUUAAUUUAAAUGGCUACUAUAACCUACAUGUAUACUGGGUAUGUAAUAUGUGUGUCAUGUGAUCAUAAUCAGUUUAAUUUAAAUGGCUACUAUAACCUACAUGUAUACUGGGUAUGUAAUAUGUGUGUCAUGUGAUCAUAAUCAGUUUAAUUUAAAUGGCUACUAUAACCUACAUGUAUACUGGGUAUGUAAUAUGUGUGUCAUGUGAUCACAAUCAGUUUAAUUUAAAUGGCUACCAUAACCUACAUGUAUACUGGGUAUGUAAUAUGUGUGUCAUGUUCUGUAACUUGAUAUUAUGUCAGAUGUUUUCAUGUUAGUUAGAAGCCACAAGAACUGAUAAUAGCACAUACUGUAUAUAUAAAGGGAACAUUAUAUGUCUGAUAAAUCCCUUUGGCCUAGAUUUAGAGUUCGGCGGUAAAAGGGCUGUUAACGCUCCGCGGGUUUUUUUCUGGCCGCACCAUAAAUUUAACUCUGGUAUCGAGAGUUCUAACAAAUGCUGCGUUAGGCUCCAAAAAAGGAGCGUAGAGCAUUUUUACCGCAAAUGCAACUCUCGAUACCAGAGCUGCUUACGGACGCGGCCGGCAUCAAAAACGUGCUCGUGCACGAUUCUCCCAUAGGAAACAAUGGGGCUGUUUGAGCUGAAAAAAAACCUAACACCUGCAAAAAAGCAGCGUUCAGCUCCUAACGCAGCCCCAUUGUUUCCUAUGGGGAAACACUUCCUACGUCUGCACCUAACACCCUAACAUGUACCCCGAGUCUAAACACCCCUAACCUUACACUUAUUAACCCCUAAUCUGCCGCCCACGCUAUCGCUGACCCCUGCAUUACACUUUUAACCCCUAAUCUGCCGCUCCGUAAAACGCCGCCACCUACGUUAUCC